AUGAAGAAUGAGAAGAGUGUUGGACCUAACAACAUACCAGCAGAAGUUUGGAAACACCUAGGAAAUACAGGAGUGGAGUUACUGACGAAAUGGAUUAAUGACAUCUUAAACACUGGUACUAUGCCGGAGGAAUUGAGAACCAGCACACUAAUCCCCAUCUUUAAGAACAAAGGGGACAUUCAGGAAUGCGGGAACUAUAGAGAAAAAGCCUACGAUAGAGUCCCUAGAGAAGAAGUGUGGAAUUGCUUAAGACUAAAAGGAGUCCCAGAGAGCUACGUAAGAUUAGUUCAGGAUAUGUACCGUAAUAUAUCAACAGAAGUUAGAUGUCAGGCAGGGAAAAGCGAGAAUUUUGAGCUAAAAGUAGGAGUACAUCAGGGUUCAGCACUCAGUCCAUUAUUGUUUGCAGUUGUCACGGAUUGUCUGACAGAGGAAGUACGAAGGUCAUCACCAUGGGAUAUCAUGUAUGCUGAUGAUGUGGUCACAUGCACCAAUAAUAGAGAGACAUGCGAAGAGAAACUAGUGCAAUGGACUCGAGCCUUAGAGAGACGUGGUAUGAAAGUAAGCAGAACGAAGAAGGAAAACCUUAAUGCUGGUAAUGGGACGCAGAGAGUUGGAAGUAUCAGCUUAGGAGGUGAAAGGGUACAACGAGUAGCGGAAUUUAAAUACCUAGGUUCAACAAUACAAGAAGAUGGUGGAUCAGAAGCAGAAGUGUCGAAGAGGAUACAGGCAGGCUGGAACAGCUGGCGAAACGUUGCAGGGGUUCUUUGUGACCGAAGAAUUAGUACAAAAGUGAAGGGCGGGAUUCACAGAACUAUUGUAAGACCUGCAAUCAUGUAUGGCCUGGAAGCUACAGUACUCACUAAAGCCCAAGAACGAAAGUUGGAAGUAGCUGAAAUGCGAAUGCUGAGAUGGUCGUUAGGCCUGAGACGAGGAGAGAGAGUAAGGAACGAGUGUAUCAGGGAAAGGUUAAGAGUACCAAGGUUGCAAGAUAAACUACGUGAGGGACGGUUGAGGUGGUAUGGAUAUGUACGAAGGAGAGGCGAAGAGUAUGUGGGUAGAAGAGUGGAAAGUAUGAAGAUCGGAAGAAGGAGACAAGGAAGACCGAGACGGAGGAUGUAUGACUGCUACCGCGAGGACAUGUGGGGAAGUCGGAGUCCGCGAGCGUGA
Penaeus indicus is the source of this 1167-nucleotide messenger RNA. RefSeq lists its product as uncharacterized. The record is from RefSeq and is a predicted model, not a curated record. The transcript is spliced from 2 exons. The coding region runs from base 1 to 1167 and encodes 388 amino acids. NCBI's taxonomy places the organism in Eukaryota, Metazoa, Arthropoda, Malacostraca, Decapoda, Penaeidae.